Molecule: messenger RNA, 1686 nt
Organism: Dendroctonus ponderosae (mountain pine beetle)
Lineage: Eukaryota; Metazoa; Arthropoda; Insecta; Coleoptera; Curculionidae
Gene: eIF2Bdelta
Product: translation initiation factor eIF-2B subunit delta
Exons: 7
Coding region: 135-1634 (499 amino acids)
Source: RefSeq, a predicted model, not a curated record
CAUCACAAAAACGACAAUUCACAUUUGACAUUUCGCGCUAUGAUUUGACGUACCAUGCAGUCUAGUUGAGGUUAGAAGACUCACAAAUAAAUAGGAAUACUUUGUGAAUUUUCGUCCCAACGGCUAAAGACACAAUGAAUCUGGACGACUCUACAGUUUCAGCCCCGGGAGAUCAAACCAAGAACAAACAUAAGCCAACCAAGGCGAAGAAAACGAAGGAUCAGAAACAGACUGGGCUUAAGGCCGCAGUUGUGCCUCUGGAUGGCACAGCUAACGAUAAACUAACUGAAAAGCAACUCAGAAAACUGGAAUGGGAAAAAAAACUGGCCGAGCAGAAAAAGGACUCAGCAGAUGGAAUGGAGGCUGUCAGUAAAGCUGCAUUAAAGGCUAAACGUAGGGAGCAGCAAGAGGCACAAAGGCAGGCAAAAGAAGUCAAAGUGGCUGUCAAACAUGAGCCUGUGGACAAACCUUGUGGUAAUUUGGUCUCUGUUACUUCUGAAACAGACAUCAAAUUGCCAGUAGGACCACAAGCGAAGAAAUUGCCUGAGAAAAGCAACCCUCGUCUCAAAAAAUCCAGUCGGAAGCACGUCCAGUGGGUACAACACUUGUACAGUUUGCCUAAUCCAGAGUACUCAUCAAAAUUGGUGAAUUUCAAUGGCGUGCAUCCUGCUUUCGUGAAACUAGGCGUUCGCUACUCGGAGAGAGUGAUUUUAGGGUCUAAUGCGAGAUGUUUCGCCUUACUGUGCGCAAUUAAAACGCUAAUCGAAGACAUUGAGACGCCGCCUACACAAGACUUUUGUCGACACGCCGAAGACAUGUUGCAAAGUUGCACCAAUUAUUUGCAGGAAUGUAGGCCAUUUGCAGUCUCAAUGUCAAAUGCUUUGAGAUCGUUUAAGCUUCAACUGAGGCGGGUUGACUCCUCUCUUUCUGAUGAGGAAAAGCGAGCACGUUUGCUGGGCGCAAUUGAAACCUACAUAAGUAAUGACAUGGUUAAAGCUUGGGAUGCAAUUUGCCUGAGAGUCAACGAGAAAAUUUGGGAAGAGGACGUUAUUUUAACUUAUGGCUGUUCUUCGCUAAUCAGCAAAAUUCUUCUGCGCGCGAAGAAUAACGGCAAGAACUUUUCCGUAAUAAUUGCAGAUAGCCGGCCACUAUUGGAGGGUCGAGAAUUGCUGAGGCGACUUGUAAGCGCCCACAUUAAGUGCAGCUAUGUUUUGAACGAUCACCACAGUUCGGUGAUGAAACGAGCAUCUAAGGUUCUAGUGGGGGCUCACGCCUUGCUGACUAAUGGAUGUUUGAUGUCUCGGAUAGGCACAGCACAACUAGCUUUAGCUGCCCACAACUUCAAUAAACCGGUGCUGGUUUGUUGUGAGAUUUACAAAUUUAGCGAACGCGUUCAAACUGAUUCCUUCGAGUAUAACGAUAUCGGAGAUCCAGACCUUCUCUACUCAGUAGACGGCUCGAGCGCCCCGAGCCCCUUGAGGUCAUAUCGAAACAGCAGCAAACUGGAUACCCUUAACUUGCUCUACGACAUUACACCUCCGCAUCUCAUCACUGGUGUUGCAACGGAAUCGGCGAUCUUGCCUUGCACUAGUGUACCAGCAAUAUUGCGAAUUAAUUCAGCCGAGAAUAUGUAGCUUUUAUGCUACAGUGUGAGWUUUGCUGCAAUAAAUGUUAAUUGUAUUYCUG